CGUCUCUCUCUCUCUCUCUCUCUCUCUCUCUCUCUCUCUCCCCCCCUCGGCGAUUGUUCCACCAUUAGCCUCCGCCUGAACACGGCGGAGGAAGUUGGCGAAAUCUUGAUCUUCGGACCGCGAGAAAGCGAAGCUACCGGAUCUGUCUCGAGGAAGGAAUCAUGGACGAGGAGGCGGGAAAACUCGGCGGCUCCGUCGCAGACCAGCAGCAGCGUCAAUGCUAUUACGGCACGUUUCAAGGCGUCGCGAACUAUUAUCCUCCGCCGCAGAUUCAGCCAGCGGUUGCCCCGAAUCCCAUGUUUCCCGGCCCUGUUUAUCAGAAUGUUCAAGGUCAUGGUGGAGGUUUUGUGAAUUAUCCUCAACCUCAAGGAUAUCAAGUUGUUCCCGGUUACACUGUCGUUGAGGUGAGACCGAUGACUGAACAUAGCCUUCCUUGCUGUGGCUUGGGCAUGGGCUGGUUCCUGUUUAUCCUCGGGUUCUUGUUCGGCGGCAUUCCCUGGUACCUCGGGGCAUUUAUCCUUCUUUGCACAUCUGUUGACUACAGAGAGAAGCCCGGAUACAUUGCCUGCGCCAUCGCUGUGAGUUCCUAUCACUGUUUCGUCCCAGCUCUCCCGACAGAGACCGAUGAGCACCCCAAGAUUUACAGGAUGAAGCUCUGGGCCACGAACGAGGUUCGUGCCAAGUCCAAGUUCUGGUACUUCUUGAGGAAGCUGAAGAAGGUUAAGAAAAGCAAUGGACAGAUCCUUGCCAUCAAUGAGAUCUUUGAGAAGAACCCGACAAAGAUCAAGAACUACGGAAUCUGGCUGAGGUACCAGAGCCGAACUGGAUACCACAACAUGUACAAGGAAUACCGCGACAUCACGUUGAACGGUGCGGUGGAACAGAUGUACACCGAGAUGGCAUCCCGACACCGUGUAAGGUUCCCGUGCAUCCAGAUCAUUAAGACAGCCACCGUCCCGGCCAAGCUAUGUAAGAGAGAGAGCACGAAGCAGUUUCACAACAGCAAGAUCAAGUUCCCGUUGGUAUUCAGGAAGGUUAGGCCGCCGACCAGGAAGCUCAAAACAACGUACAAGGCUUCCAAACCCAACUUGUUCAUGUAAAAGGUAUAUGACACAAGGUGAGAUUGAAUUCAUGGUUUUUUGGUUGAAUCAUGAUGAAAGUAUGAAGCUUUUUUGUCUUUGAUGGAUCUUGUUAGUGUUACUGAAGAGAUUGAACUCAUUACUUGUUGGAUUUUUUGCAGUUCAUGAACAGACAUUUUCUCAUUAUGUUUACUUCAA
Messenger RNA from Tarenaya hassleriana, 1277 nucleotides. RefSeq names its product 60S ribosomal protein L18a-2. Bases 162 to 1100 code for a protein of 312 amino acids. Lineage: Eukaryota; Viridiplantae; Streptophyta; Magnoliopsida; Brassicales; Cleomaceae. Gene Ontology annotation, cellular component: cytosolic large ribosomal subunit; ribosome. The record is from RefSeq and is a predicted model, not a curated record. Gene Ontology annotation, biological process: translation. The transcript is spliced from 7 exons. Gene Ontology annotation, molecular function: structural constituent of ribosome.